AUGUCGGAACCACAGCCUGACCUGGAGCCGCCCCAGCAUGGGCUGUACAUGCUCUUCCUACUUGUGCUGGUCUUCUUCCUCAUGGGCCUAGUUGGCUUCAUGAUCUGCCACGUGCUCAAGAAGAAGGGCUACAGAUGCCGCACGUCCAGGGGCUCAGAACCUGACGACGCCCAGCUCCAGCCCCCUGAGGAGGAUGACAUGAAUGAGGACACGGUAGAAAGGAUUGUUCGAUGUAUUAUCCAAAAUGAAGCCAAUGCCGAGGCCUUGAAGGAGAUGCUGGGGGACAGUGAAGGAGAAGGGACAGUGCAGCUGUCCAGUGUCGAUGCCACCUCCAGCCUGCAGGACGGAGCCCCCUCCCACCAUCACACAGUGCACCUAGGUUCUGCAGCUCCUUGCAUCCAUUGCAGCCGCAACAAAAGGCCCCCACUUGUCCGUCAGGGCCGCUCCAAAGAAGGAAAGAGCCGCCCUCGGCCUGGGGAGACCACUGUGUUCUCUGUAGGCAGGUUUCGGGUGACACAUAUUGAGAAACGUCAUGGGCUACAUGAGCAUCAUGAUGGCUCUCCAACAGACAGGAGCUGGGGCUCUGGUGGGGGGCAGGACCCAGCAGGCAGUCAGGGGUCUGCAGGAGGGCAAUCCAGAACAGGGAUGGCUGCCAUGGAGAGGCUGCCCCCUGAGAGGCCACAAGCCCAGGCCACAGCCAGCCCCCCAGUACAGAAUGGAGGACUCAGGGACAGCAGCAUAGUUCCUUGUGUACUUGAGGGGAAUCCUGGAGCCUCUGCAGAGCAGGCCCUGGGGGCCAGAAGCAGAGGUCCAAGCCCAGGGGUGCCCAGUCAAGAAGCAAAUGGACAGCCAAGCAAACAGGACACCUCAGAUCACCAGGUAUCCCCACCACAGGGAGCAGGGGGUGUAUGA
Messenger RNA from Elephantulus edwardii (Cape elephant shrew), 912 nucleotides. It is a transcript of the gene RELL2, whose product is annotated as RELT-like 2. The record is from RefSeq and is a predicted model, not a curated record. The coding region runs from base 1 to 912 and encodes 303 amino acids. Gene Ontology annotation, biological process: positive regulation of cell-substrate adhesion; positive regulation of p38MAPK cascade. The transcript has 6 exons. Lineage: Eukaryota; Metazoa; Chordata; Mammalia; Macroscelidea; Macroscelididae.